Colletotrichum graminicola M1.001 is the source of this 1824-nucleotide messenger RNA. RefSeq lists its product as uncharacterized. The transcript has 2 exons. The record is from RefSeq and is a predicted model, not a curated record. The coding region runs from base 1 to 1824 and encodes 607 amino acids. NCBI's taxonomy places the organism in Eukaryota, Fungi, Ascomycota, Sordariomycetes, Glomerellales, Glomerellaceae.
AUGGCGGCGGCUCACGAGCUGGAGAUGAAGCACCAGAGACACAUACACAUCGCCCAGCUCAUUGUCAAGGAGGAGGACACGAGAAGACAAAAGGUCACCAAACAAGUUCUCCUUCACGAGAACUCGACAUUGCGCGAGCUGCUUGCCGAGAAGGAAUCUCAGAUCAACCAACUCUCCGACAAAUUCGAUCAGGCGCGCAGUGACCUAGACUCGUUGAAGGCGACAAACCGCGACCAGGAAACACAGCUGAAAGCCCAGAGAAGGGAGUUCGACCACAUCAAGGCCGAACUCGAAUCUUUAAAUAGCAUGUCCCACGAGUCGACCAAGGUGCUGGCCGAGAAGCUCGCUCUAUCCCGAGAGGUGAACACCAUGAAGCCCGAACUAGAACACCUGCGGUCGCAAGUCGCCCACCACCAAAACGCAAUCGCCGAGAAGCUAGAAUUGGAACGUCAACUCAACAUGGCUGAAGUGGAGCUGGCCGCCGUGAAACGAGCACGAGAAGAACAGGCGGCCCAGGCGGAGGGCGACAAGACGACCGAAGAAGAGCUGCGACGUAAACUCAAGGAUGCCGAAAAGAAGUUGACCACCGAGAAGCGUGAGAAGGAACAAUUGCAGGAAGAGCUGGAGGCGGCCGUAUCCGCUGCCAAGGCGGAACAGACCAACUCAAAAGUCGAGCGCGAGCUGACGAAGAAGCUUCAAGAGCUCGAAAAGACGCUCUCCGCCGAGAAGCGGGAGAGGGAGAAGAUGCGCAAGGAGAGCGAGGUCGCUCUGUCAGAAGCCCAGGCCCAGAACGAAAUGCUCGAGCAACGUCUCGACACGGUCAAGUCCAAGCUCCGGAACACGCAGGAAGAGCUCAAGGCAGUUCGCGCAGAACUGGUUGCCCGGCCGGUGGCCGCAACAAAGUCGCAACCCGCUGCACGCGCUGGAGGCGCAAAAGCGCAGGCUGGCCGGAAGCGAAGAGUCGAGGAACUCACCAUCAACGACAUGAGUAUCGGAACUCCGGAAGAUAUCACUCGCGGCAGACGCCCUGCUAAGAAGAAGGGCCUUGAGCAGUCUCUUUUGGGCGAGAAGUCGCUGUUCUCCAUCACGCCCUUCUUAGCCAAGUCCAAGACGCUCAACGUUGAAGAUGCAGUUGCCGAGGAGGAUGAAGAACAGGACGCGGCUGAUGUUAGCUAUAUUCCGCUUUCCCAUCAGUCCCAGUCUCAGGAGGUUGAGGUUGAGGCCGAACCAGAUGUGGACGACAAGGCUGAGCCCGAGGAAGCGGAUGAGGAGGAGGGUGAGGAGGCUGAAGUACCAGAGGAGAAGCCUGCCAAGGCCAUCAAGGCCAAGUCGAAAGCCAAGACCGAGGGCAAAGAGAAGAAGCCUCGUGGCAGACCCAAGAAGGCUUUGGCCGAGGCAUCUACGAACGUGCCUGUGCAGGUGGCUCCGGCUGCAGUUAGCAAGCCCUCGACCAAGGCGAGCUCAUCUCUCGAGCAAGUGCCGGAAGAGGCCGAAAGCGAACGUGAAGAGGAGGCAGCGCCUCCAAAGGCUGCCGGCGCCGGCAAGAAGGCCACUAUACCUGCGGCUACCGCCGUGGGAGGAGGCGAUCAGGAAGCCAAGAAGAAGAAACGCAAGCUUGGCGGUGAUACGGCGACCCUGUUUGACGACGAUGACGAGGUUGCUCCUGCUCCUACUAAGCGGCCCGGCAAGGCUGCCCUGGGUGCCGGAAAGGCUCUCGGCAAGACCCACCUGACCAUGGUGCGUAAUGCCGGCGCCUUCGGUAAGAAGACGUUCUCGCCGCUCAAGAAGGACAAGAGGGGAGUUGGUGCGAGCUUCCUGGCGUAA